UAAACUCGUUAUCACUCGUUGGCACGUUUUUCAUUAUAUUCAUGAAUUCUAUCUUACCACUGUGAUAACUAACGUCCGUAGAAUAACAGUAUGGGUUUUAAUUGUGAAGAAUAGGUUGCAGUCUGUUAGUAUUAUUUUACAUCGGAGGAUUAGGUUAAGAUAGAAACGUAAUAUGGAAGCGUGAGUGGCAAAGAUUCAGUAGUAUUCGGUGAACCAUUCGAUACAGAUAUGUCUCGUGCUAGCACAAUUACGAAAGACGAUUUCUCAGACAAUCAUGUCAAUAGCUACGACACUGGGGACCAUGAAACACGAAUGCGCCGGAAUAAAUCUGUGGGACAAUUACCUAUGGAGAAUGAAGGAAGAGUGCUUGUACUUUAUACCGGUGGAACUAUUGGAAUGACUAGGAACGAAAGUGGAGUUCUGGUACCAACGGCAAAUGCUUUUGUCAAAAACUUAAGAAAAUAUCCACACAUGCACGAUCGCAAGUACGCAGAAGAAAGGUUUGGCGCUAUGGGACCACUUGUCCUGCCAAAUACUAAUAUUCAAAAUCGCCGGGUUAUUUACAACGUGCUGGAGUAUUCGCCUCUACGUGAUUCCAGUAAUAUGACCAUUGACGACUGGAUUCUAAUAGCUAGUGACAUUGAAGAAUCUUAUGAGUAUUUCGAUGGAUUUGUGGUGCUUCAUGGUACUGACACACUCAGUUACACAGCUUCAGCACUGUCUUUUAUGCUGGAAUCCCUUGGUAAAACUGUCGUCAUAACAGGUUCUCAAUUGCCUAUCUUUGACACACGAAGUGACGGUCUUGACAAUUUUCUCGCAUCUCUCGUCAUUGCGGCGAGUUACAACAUACCGGAAGUCUGUGUCUUUUUCGGGACACAUUUAAUGCGGGGAAACCGUACAAGUAAAGUUUCCACUGCGUCAUUCGAAGCAUUUCAUUCUCCAAAUUCACCACCUCUGGCUGAUGCUGGUAUCGAGAUACAAGUGGACUAUCGAGCUAUUUUUCGACCGUGUACUUUGGAGAAAUUUCACGUCCAUACUAUGUUAAAUCGAAACGUUGGUUUACUGCGUCUCUUUCCAAGUAUCACGUGUGACCUUGUGAAAGCAUUUUUACAACCACCCAUAGAAGGAGUUGUAUUACAAAGUUAUGGAGCAGGAAACAUGCCUUCAAAUCGAGCUGAUAUAGUAGAAGAAUUUCGCAAAGCAACGGAUCGAGGUGUUAUCAUCGUGAAUAUUACUCAAUGUACUGAAGGCGGAGUAUCGCAUAUCUAUGAAACUGGAAAAUUACUUUUGGAAGCUGGUGUUACGUCGGGCUUCGACAUGACUCCAGAGGCAGCCUUGGCUAAACUAUCGUAUGUAUUAUCAAAAACUGAAUGGGAUACGGAAACAAAAAGGUCUAUGAUGCAGACGAGUAUAAGAGGUGAAUUAACAGCAGGACGACCACCCACUUUACAGGACUGGGAUCUCGUGGAUGCUGUAGCGAGAUCACUUCACUUGAGUUCGCCGGACGAACUUCAGGAAUUGGGAUCAGUCCUAUUUCCAGCUAUGUUAAAUGCUGCUGUAGUUAAUCACGACGUUCAAAAGUUGGAAUCGUUAAAAGGCUAUGGCGCUGAUAUUUCACAAACAAAUGCUGACCGACGAACUGCUUUGCAUAUCGCAUGUUGCGAAGGAGAUUUGCGAGUGGUUCGUUAUCUUCUAAAAAUGGGAGCAAAUGUUCACAUGCAGGAUAGAUUUGGCCAUACUCCUCUGACAGAUGCCAUAGAUAACGAUCGCCACGAUAUAAUCAAACUUCUCUUACAAUGUGGCGCUCAUCUUCAUGGAAGUGCACGAUUGAUUGGAGACGAAAUGUGUAUCGCGGCUGCUGCUGGAAAUUUAACGCGCAUUUGCUCGUUCCAUAUAGCCGGUGCUGAUCUUUCGCAAGAAAAUGUUUCGAGAAGAACAGCCUUACACUUUGCAGCGUUACAUAAUCACAUUCCUAUUAUUGAAUUUUUAUUAAAUAAUGGGGCCGACCCCAACUUGACUGAUAUGUUAGGUCACACACCGAGUGAUCUCGCUGAACUUGUCGGUGCAACCAAUGCUUUGAAAUUAUUACCAGCAAGAAAAUUGAAUCUUAAACAAAAUUCUACAGGAGAGAUAACAAGGGGACAAGGGGAUUAAAAGCUGACUGAAUGAAAGUAGUAUUUCAAACAUUAUUGGAAAUUAAAAUGAAGCUAAUUUGAAUAUCCCAUUGUUUUGAAUAUACAAUAUGUGGUGAAAGUACAUUCGUUUCUCAACAUAUGCUAUAAUAUUAAGAUGUGAUGAUCUUUCCCUAUAUUAUAACGUUUUUAUGCUGCAUGCGUCCAAAUAACAGUGAUGACAUCUCACCGAACUUGUAGUAGCACGCAAUUUCUUAAAUCUAUAUAAGACAUAUGACAGUCUAGUCAAUCAGGUGUAUCUAUACUUUUGUAAUCUUCAUAAAUAUUAUGGGACCCUUUUUAAAAUAUAGUUUUUGUCUGUUUCGCAUUUGGCAGUCACUAAUUAUUAUUGGAACUCUGGCAUCUAGAUGACAUUUUUCGAAUCCUGAUUGAUUAUACACUUUUAUAUUAAUAUAUUUUGUUAUAUUAAAUUUUUUGAAAAUAAAGUAUACAUAUUGCAGGGAUUAUAUAAAUAUAUUCUCUAUGGUACAAUGUAAUCUGUCUGUGAAAUACAAAUGAAACACAAUUACUACUCUUUAAAGAAAGUCUUGAAAAACAUUAUAAUAUAUCUUUAUUUCUACUACUAUCUCAUCUGGUUUGUUUCGAUGUAUCUCACUAUACAAAAGGUAAUUUAUAUUUCUUUUUACACAUUCUACAUAGGAACUUUCAUUUAAUAUAACAAAACAAUAUUUUAAUAUCAAUAUUACUCUAUAUAGGAACAAUUCCUCAGGCCAAAAGCGUAAGGUAAUAUAUGGGUUUUUUUUUAGUCCAUUCUAUAAGAUUCCAUAGUUCUUUAAAAAAGUCGUUAGAAGUCUUGGCGUGAUGAAACAUCCUGAAUAAAUCGACGAACAAUCAUCGACAGUAUUUCGUCCUGCGACAACUGCGUUUUGUAUGAUCGUACCAUUUGUCAUCGAAUUGAACCACCAAUGGCUAAAUAAAUUGAAAUAAUGUAAAUAAGAACAAA
Molecule: messenger RNA, 3135 nt
Organism: Cephus cinctus (wheat stem sawfly)
Lineage: Eukaryota; Metazoa; Arthropoda; Insecta; Hymenoptera; Cephidae
Product: L-asparaginase
Exons: 9
Coding region: 229-2154 (641 amino acids)
Biological process (GO): amino acid metabolic process
Molecular function (GO): protein binding; asparaginase activity
Source: RefSeq, a predicted model, not a curated record